CUAUAACAGUGCCUCACGUGUAGCCGCACGGGCUGACUAGUAUAGAGCGAGGAAAAGGAAGAGUAGAUAUAACUACCUGAUUGCAAUUCUACAGUUUGCUACUCCCACACAUUGUUGCUACUGCUACCCCCGAUCGUUCUAAUACCAUGCAAAGAGAAAACAUUAAUGGUGGAAGUGCGUCCCGAAGACAACCGCUUAUUAAUUACACUCUACCAUUUUUGUCAUAUCCAUCACGGACGAUCAAAUAUAUUCUUCAUUUAAAUUGUAUUUUCCUUUUACAUAAAGUUUAGCUUUUUUUUACACUAUAAUUUUCUUCCUUCUAUCCGAAAAACUUAAUACGAAAAUUGUGGGCUUGCUUAAAGAUCUUCCAGCUUGGAGGAUACGCCAUCUUUUCAAACAAGCCUCGAUCUUUCAAACCAGUUCGAGUUUGAGGAAAUAUUUAUAUAUUACUAAAUGCUAAUAUCUGGAUAUUUUACACUCAUUCUCUCGGAUUAUAAUUACCAUUUCACUAUUACCUCUUUAUUAUCAUUUUUUAACUACAAUUAUAUCAAUAUGUAUCCAUAAACGCAACCACCUAACGGAUCUAUAACAUACUGUUUAUAAAGCCGAUCAGCCCAACUGGUCGGAAGUUUUGCCAUGGCACAGAUAAGUUCUCUCUAUGAUUCGGCCCAUGAAUCGACACUAAGUUUUUUUAGCUGUCUCCCUGCUUGGUUUGAUUCUGGCACCUACGAAAUUCAACUAUUUACUUAAGUUAUUAUUAAAGAUCUUAUAUCUGUGUUAUCCCAAGUCCAUAUCUACUUUCUCUUCACAAAUAUGGAAGAUACUGUGAGGGGAAGUUCUAGUAGUGUAAGCAUAUCCCUAAGCAGUGAAACUACUGAUGACCAACCAUCAACAAGUGGUUGCAGUAGCAUGCAUGUUACCGGGAAUGAAUUUAGGCAAAUCAAGAAAGAAAAAGUUAAAGCGUAUAUUCAACAAAUUAAAUCUAUGCUUCCUCCAUCAAAAGGACGUGGAAAGAAGACUGGCACCUUGUCUGCUCUUCAACAUGUCAUUGAUAAGUUGAAGAAGUUAAAAGAAAAUAAAGAUGAUUCAAAAUUCAGCUUUGAAGAUAGUGCAACUGAUAGUGUUGACCAUUGCAGUAGCACUGGUACUGUGAGUAAAGAAGCUGAAGAAGAACUACGACCAGGAUCUUUUGUUCUAGCUGUGACUUUGGAUUGCAGAGUGGAUUCAGUACAUGCUUCUCUACUGAAAUUUCUUGGAUAUCCAAAAGAUAGCUGGCGUGGACAUCUUUUAACUAGCUUCACAUCUCGUAAAGAUAUUAUAACAGUGAAUAAUAUGUUAUCAAAAAAUGAAAAUACAUUCAAGCGAUAUGCAGAUUCUGGUGGAGCAGCCAAACAAAAAGAAAAUACCAUAUACUUCCGGCUCAGAUAUUACAAAAAUUUGAACGAUGGCUAUGGCCUGAAGCGACAAGAUAAGUUUUGUGCAUUCCAAGCUAAUGUUACCACACAGAUCUUAGAUACACCUUCAUCAGAAAAGGAUAGGAACAUUUUAGGCAGCUCUAAGAAAACAAAGCAUUUUAUCUUAAGAUGUGUACCACUCCAGUCUGCUUAUAUUGGAUGUUCAAUGCCCAAAGACUUCACUUUUUCAACCACUCAUAAUCUCUAUUGUAACCUUAGCUUAAUUAGUAACAGUGCAAUUACUUUACUGGGUUUCCUGCCUCAGGAUCUAAUAGGCAUGUCUAUAUUUGAACUCUAUCAUCCUGAUGAUUUGACGUACUUACAGACUGUUUAUCAAAAAGUUGUGUCAACCCAAGGGUUCCGUUUUAAGAGUGAGCCCUACCGUUUACGGACACGAAACCAAAGCUGGGUUUAUGUUGAAACUGAAUGGUCAGCUACUCUCAAUCAAUGGUCCAAAAGACUUGAAGAUGUAAAUGGCCAGCACACUGUAGUCAGAAUCCCUGAAAAUCCUAAUGUUUUUGAUGAGGAUACAAACAACUCCUACUCAAAAUUGUCUGAAGAAAGUCAAAUUCAAGGACAGAAAUUGCAACGGAUGAUUCAAGAAAUUCUAUUACAACAGACAACUGAGAAGUCUUUCCUUGUUCCAGCUAGAAAUAAACCACUUAGCAAACAAAAACCUGCUGUUGCAAAAUCUCCACCUUCUCUUGUGGUGAAUAUAUCUACAACAAAAACCUGCAGAUCAGAAGUACAAUCAAAAGAAGGUUUUAUGACAGCGGGUAGUUUUGUUGAUGAUGUAAUAUAUUGUCCGAAUGAUGGCAAUGUUAGUCCAGCUGUAUCACACUCCAGUUCCCCUCCAUUACAAUUUGACUCAGACACAUCCGUUACAUAUGAACAGCUGAACUAUUCCUACAACAUUAGGCGAUUUCUGCUGAGCCAGCCCAAAACAUAUCAUUCUGAUAAUUCAGAUAAAGAAGAUUCAAAACAAGUAAAGUCAGAGAAUUGCAGUGAUUUCUGUGCCGAUACAGAUUUUGUUCCCGUAGAUAUACCUAUUUUGAAUCCACCAAGCUUUGGAAGCAGUACAAAAGUACUUGUUUCUGACCAAGAACCCCGAGAUGCAACCAGUCCACCUGCAGAUGAUUAUUUAGAAGAUUUUAACAUACAUAAAGAACUUUCUAUAUCCACUGCACCACCUUCAGUUUCUUUUGAUGGACAGAGUUUAUAUCAACCAGUCAGUUUAACGCCGGAAGUUUUGCGAAUGCAUACGCAGUUACAGGAGCGCUUAUAUGUGCAGCAAGCUACCAGUGAUUCUAGUCUUUUUGAGUUGGAUCGAGGUCGAAGUUCAGAUAAUAGCAGUAACAGAAAUACUACCCAACACCCUAAUCGGCACAAACUAUCCAGCUCUGAUCAGGAAGAUUAUCCACCUUCUAAAGUACCAAGAUUAGACCAAUCUCAAAUAUACCCUACAAAUAUGCAACAAGCUCAAAUGACAAAUCAGCAACUAAGUUCAUCUCAAAUUUUCAACAAAACACCUCUUCAUCCUCAGUUCUACCGGCCCACAUAUCCUGUAAAUAUGCCUUACUCAAAAUAUCCCACCCAAGUCCAGUUUCCAAAUGUACAAAAUGCCUUCCAGCAAAACUUCCAACAGGCUAUUCCAGUGUUGCAGUAUGAUCCUGCAAUGCAUAUGACAUCUAAUAAUUCCACUCAUAAUGUUAGUUCAAUGAACUACACUCAAAAUACUACAACUGCUUCUAUGCCAACUACAUACUGGCCUUGUUACACACAAACAGGUAUGCCAUUUGUAGCAACACAACUUGUUGGAAGAUUCUAUCAAUCAGUCCCUGGAUUGUUCCAUGCAUUCAAUACUCCUGUUCCAUAUUCACAUAAUACUGCUAAUCUGACCAAAAGUAAAUCUCAAGAAACCAAGAUUACAUCUAGUAGUGGUCCAAAUACAAAUAGAAAAGAGUCAAUGAUGUCAUCAAGGAAUUUACAAGGAGCUCUAAGUAAACAUAACCUCAAAAUUUCUGAAAGCUCCUGCAGUACAACAUCUCAAGAGGAAACUAGUUCAUCCCUCAUGUACCUCCUUGAAACUGGCAGCUGCAACACUAGUUCGCCUUGCCCGGAUAUUUUUAGUGAUCCUGGAAGUGUAAGAAAAAAUAAACGUUUACCUCGUGACCCAUUUUGGCUGCAGAAUACUAACUGGUCUACAAAUAUUCGAAUGAAGUACACUGUACCACAUAAAUCUUUGAAACAUCUUUUAAAAGAAGACAAUGAACGCUUGAACACUUUGUACCAAUCAAAAGUUGUACAAGAACAACUGAAAGAUCUCAAAGUCACUAUCAAUAGUAACAUACCAGUUAUUAAUGAAGAGGAAGAUUUCUUGGUAUUCUUUGAAAAUUCCACCCAAUUAAACGAAGACGACAAGUCAGAAAAAGAUCAGGAAUGUGAUGAGUCAGCAGUUGCUGACUCUCCUCAAUCUUCAAACUCAGCUAGUACAGAAGAGGAAACAGAAAUAAUUGUCUUUGAAGCAAGAGACGUAAAAGAUAAGAAUGUACCAAAUGAAAAGACUGAGGCGAAAACGGAGAGUGGUAAAGAUAAGGAACAGCAGAACUCUGAAAAAACUGAAUCCAGUGAUAAUGAUGAUGAUAAUUCUGAAAGUUCUUCAAAAAAUUCAAGUUAUCUCACUACAAGUGACCAACGAAGCAAUGAGGAGGCUGGCAGUUCUUUGAAAGAGUCUGAUGGUGCAUCAAAAGAAUCAGAUUCAGGUUCUAAGGAAUCUGACAAUGGUAGCGGAGAAGAAAGUAAGCCUACUUUGAUGGAGAAAGCUGAUUAUAAUUGUUUCUCUGAAUUAUUUGUUCCAUUAUCACUCCGGGUACCAAAGAGGGAGACUGAUAAUCGGCCCUCAAAACAGCCACAUUGGCUCAUGAAGGCAGAUUUCAAUGAGAAUAUUAAGAUGGGCUACCAUAUUUCAUCAAAAGAGUUGGACAGCAUUCUGGAGUCAGAUAGCCGAAGAAUGGUAAAUCUGACGCAAUCAAGCAUGGUACAUGAACAGUUGCAAACGUUGUUAGGAGAAAUUGAAGACACUAACUCACUUGAUGCUGAAACUACUGCUGCUACGUAUGAUUAUAGUGAGAGUGAGAAAUUAAUGGACACUGUUCCUUCUACUCCCACCUCUACUACUGCCAUCACUUUUUCAACCAUCGGUUCUGCCACUACCACCUCUGCAACCACCUCAGCUGGCAUCACCUCUGCUACUACAACUACAACAAAUUGUUUAACAGAGAAUCAAGAAAUGGCGUGUUCCCCCUCAGAAUCAUUAUCACCUGUUAAUUUAUCUCUUGCGCCAACUAAAACUGAUGAUGUAACAAUGUCCCCAGUGGACCAAAAUGACUUGAAUGCUAAUAGUUCUUCCACUGAGAAUAUAACCACUAACAAAGACAAUAACUCUGAAUCUCAAAGUGAUGAGACUACAGAUGAUGUUCUCAUGCCACUAGCUUCUUCGCCAUCGUCGUCAUCAUCUUAUUCAUUACAUUCACCAUCCAAUAUUGUAAAUUCACGAGUAUCAUCAUCAUAUGCUAUACCCAUGAUAGUGAACUCUUCAGAAAUGCCAUCACCAGACAAUAAAUUUGUUUCUCAACUAGAACAAAAGGCAGCAAAUAAUUGCCGAAAUGUAGACGUUUUUGAUAAGCUUUUCCUUUCGACGGUGACAGAGGAGGAUGAUUUUAUUUAAGAUUUUCCUAAUUCAGUUAUGACCAGUCUCCAUUGAAAAUUAUACAAGCACAUGAAAUCCAUGGUCAAAAGUGCUCAUUAUUUGUAAACAAUUUCACCAGUCUGGCCUUUCCAAAAGAAGAAAUUGAGGCUGAUGAUGCAGUUGAUCCCUUCCAUCUUUCUUGAAUUCAAUCAUGUUGUAUUAUUGAUUUUAUUUUUUGUAAACAGUGGUUUGCGUUCCAUAUAUAUAUAUCAAUAGCAUUUACUGGUGUAAAUAUGUUUGGUUUAUGCUAUUAAUUAGACACACUAAAAAAAAAAAAAAAAAUUGGAAAUCAUUAUCACGAAACGAAAAAAAAUAUCUGUCGUAGUUGUUAUUUAUUGAACAUUUGAAAAUAUUUUAUAACAACAACAAUGAUUCUGUUAUAGUUGGACUAACAACAAAAUGAAAUGACUGUUUCUUUUUAGUUUUUUUUCCAUUUGUCUUUGUUAUUAUUAUUUUUUUUUUGUUAUUGUUUUCAUCAGUAAGCUAAAGAAACAUACUGACUCAAAAAGAAAAUAUAAAUAUACGUCUAGUAUUUAAUUUUCAGCUGUGUAAUUCAUUAUCUGAAAUAUUUUAUUGCUUACUGUAAUUGUCUGAUAAUGAAUACAAGUAAUUUGCAACUGUCUACUUUUUAUUUGGACAAAAUGUACACUACAUGUGUUUGUGUAAGACUUAUGCUUGUUUUGUUGAGAAUGUUAAACGAGGUUUCAGUUAUGUGUCUAUUACAGAACCAACCAGCAGGGAAAAAUGGGCAUUAAUCCAACAAUAGUCCUAAAUUUUUUUAUUUUUAAGAGUUAAUCUGAAACUUUUUCAUAGGGAUAACUCUUUACUCAGUUAUGUUUAGUUUUCAUCUUGUAGAACUUGAGAAACUCUUAAAUUUCUUGAAGUCUCUAUUGUAAUUUCACUAACUAUAUCUAUACAGACUCUUAUUUAUUGCCUUUAAUUUAUUUAAAAUAAUUACAUCUAUUCUUUAUCUUUGUAAUUAUUAUAAAUAUGUAAAUUUUAAUUUGUCAUAAAUCCAUUAAACUUUUAUAUGUUAUUAACUUAUUGUUAGAACCAUAUUGGCAGCUGGAUCAUAAUGUCUGAACAUUCCACACAUUUGCUGGUAUUUCAUUGAAAAAAGUAAAAAUUACUUUACAAAUAGAAAUUAUAUUAAACUUCCAUUAUUUAUUGUCUAUGUAUUGUUCAACUUGUUUUGGUUGAGCAUGGCUCUUGGAGCUUUUAAUUCGUUCAGAAAUUUUAUCUCAGUUUGAAGUGAAGCACUUCUGUUUGAUAAAAUGUUGAAUUUUGUAAGAUAUUCAAGUAAGCACAUGGAAAACCUUGUACUUUGGAAUCUGUAAGCUUCUAUAAUGAGCUAUUUAAAUAAUAUCUCCUUAUUUCUUUCUUUCUUGCUUGUGAUUACCAGUUUUAUGUUACUAGGUAUCUAAGCUAGGUUAUACAUCUUGGCAAUCACAUUAAUAGAUGUAUUAGGUGUUAGUAUUAAAUCUUUGAUAAUUUCAUGUUUGUUGACUACUUUUGAAUUGACUUAUGAAAUGUCAUAGAGACAGGAAACCUCAAUUUGUGCUGUGUAUUUAAUAAUUCAGCUCUUUUCAGUUUGACAUCAUUGUUCACUUCUCCAUCUAAGAAGCAUGAAAUUGCUUGCUUCUAUCACUACAUACAUACAUCUGAAAGCUCUCCUUUGUUGCUGCUUCUUUGUAUUCUUCCUUUCUCUUCAAUUCUUCAUAGAAUAACAUAUUUAUCAAGAAUGAAAGGAUUAUCAUUUCCAUACAGUUACCAUUUCUCAUUAUUUGUUACACGUUAUGUAUUCAUCAUGAAAAUGAUUUUACAAUGGUAUUGAUUUACUUGUGAUACUAAAUAUGUAUAUGUGUGUGUGUGUGUUUAUACGUAGAUAAGUACAUGUGUGUAUUUAUUUUGCUCAAGCUAGUUUCUUGCUACUCUGAGUUUCACUUGUGAGUGCACAAUGUUUUCAGGCAAAUUACGACUUGUAACUUACCUGUAGAUCCUGUAAGGGACUGACACAGCCAAAAUAAAUUUCUCUACUAUUGUAUUCCAACAGUCUACACUAAAUGGGUAUAUAUAUAUAUAUAUAUAUAUGUAUAUGUAAUGAUAUAAGAGCUGUAAAGUAUAUAAACAUAUAUUUUGAAUAGUUCAAAUGUUACAGAUCAUUUGGAGUGUGUAUGUAUAUAUAUACACACACACUCACAAAAUAUCAGGGAAAAAAGAGUACUCCGUACCAUAGUCAAGUAUUUUUUUUUUAUUUUGGUCAAGUCAGUCUCGUUGCUAUUCUGAGUUUUGCCUCCGAGUGCACUGUCUUCAGGUAAGUUGCAGUCAUAAUUUGCUUGAAAACAUUGUGCACCACAGGUGAACUCAGAAUAGCAAGGGGACUGACUUAACCAAAAUAAAAUUAGUUAUAUAUAUAUAUAUAUAUAUAUUUAUUUAUCUACAUAAACACCCACCCACACAUGCAGAUACACAUACACAUAUCUGUAAUAUGUGUUAUGAAUUUAUAACCUUGGAUGAGGCAUGAAAUCUUUUUAUAAAAUGAAAGACUUACUUUUGUAAAAUAAAUUCCUUUAAAUUUCAACGUCUCUGAAUAUAAGAAGAGCUUAUUGAAGUAUUUAUGUAAAUAGCAUUUCUUUGUUCUAUUUAUUUAUCUCUAAAACAGAAACAUACAAGAGUAAGAAUUGUAUUUCUAUUCUUUACCCAGAAAUGUUGCACUCUUUCGUCUUUCACAAAAUUGGUAGAUUUUCCAACUUCUAUCUCCUUUCAUAAAGAGUUUUUCUUUUUAUUUUGAAUUUAAGUUCUUGUUUUGUUUACUUCCUGUCUUUUAUGCAUAGGAGAGUUUUUUUAAAAAAAACGAACACUAAACUUAAUUUAUUUUUGUUAUAAAAAAAUUCAUUGAAAGGAAUACUUAUUUUAUAUCUUUAGAAGUAAGCUAUUGCUGACUCUAAUGCCAUCAGUUUAAACAUAAACAUUCAUACAAUUUUCAUGGAAACCAAACAAAAAUUUAAACAUUUUUAUUGUUUUUGUGAAGUCAUUAUUCACUGCAAGUUUACUUAAUUCACUCCAUUAGGACAAUUUUGUAAUUAAAUCUGUUAAAAAGAAAAAAAAAUGACAUGAAAAUAAUGGAGAAGGUACAAGGCAUGUCAUAUUUUAUUUUAGUACGAUGUUGAAGGAGUAUAAAAGUUUGACGAAUGCAUGGGGUUGAAAAGUUGUAUAUAGAGUAUGGUAAUGUUCAUCUCUGCAAGCCACUUUCCUCCUUUGUUUCACAGUUGUUUUGUUAAGUAUCAUUAUGUAAAUUACAAAAUAAACAUAAAAUUAAGUUGAAACCU
Messenger RNA from Octopus sinensis (East Asian common octopus), 8531 nucleotides. RefSeq names its product period circadian protein. Bases 814 to 5181 code for a protein of 1455 amino acids. The transcript is spliced from 23 exons. Gene Ontology annotation, cellular component: nucleus; cytoplasm. Gene Ontology annotation, molecular function: transcription cis-regulatory region binding; transcription corepressor binding. Lineage: Eukaryota; Metazoa; Mollusca; Cephalopoda; Octopoda; Octopodidae. Gene Ontology annotation, biological process: negative regulation of transcription by RNA polymerase II; circadian regulation of gene expression; entrainment of circadian clock by photoperiod. The record is from RefSeq and is a predicted model, not a curated record.